AUGUUAGUAUGUGAGGUAGUCGCUGGUAAAGAUUUGGGAUUUGAAGCGGGAUUCUGCAGUUCUGUCGGUAUGUUCUCAAACGGAUACAAAAUCCUGUCGAGCUUUUUACUGGAGCUAACAAUGAGCACAUUCCUGUGCAGCGUUUAUCUUUUCACGUGUUCCGCCGGCGACGAUCACAGUGGCGCAGCUGCUGUUGCAGCAACACGGGCAGUGGUAACUUUUGUUGGAUAUUUCUCAAUAGGUCAGUCAGCAAAUUUGGCCAGAACCGUUGGAGUCUGCUCCUCGGCUUAUAUAUUUUUAUCAAUAUCGGAUGAAUGGAAACUUAUCUAUUUACCACUUCUAGCCAACACCGCGUCCGCGUUUAUCAGUGCCGUACUCUACUGGUUUGUUAUUGUGACGUUUUUUAACUAG
Messenger RNA from Gongylonema pulchrum, 411 nucleotides. The record is from the annotation of a GenBank genome assembly. Lineage: Eukaryota; Metazoa; Nematoda; Chromadorea; Rhabditida; Gongylonematidae.